GAACACACACACUCGCACGCGCAGAUGUGUGUACAGUAUUAUCCGUCUCAUCAUUUUCAACCCUCUCUAAUCCACUCCCAUGAUAUUUGGAUCAGAAACAUCUCAGCCUUCGGGGAAAAAGCUUCGCUGGAUGCUGGAAAACACCAGAAGCAUCAUCACCAUCAUCCACAUUGAGCUGCAGCAUGAUCCUGAUGGAUUCUUGAGACAUUUCGAGCGCAAUGGAUGAACGCGACUCGAUUUAACCCGCGCGUAAAAAGAGCCUCGAUAUCCUUCAAAACGGACGGAGUCGUGGAGCAUCGAGGGAAAACCCGGACCAAUCGGGACCGAGAUUACAUGCCCAACAUGGAGAGGGGCAAGCCAGCCACUUACACCGGCGACAAGAAAGCAAAGAUGGCUGCAAAGACCAACAAGAAGUGGGUAAGACUGGCCACGGUGUUCGCCUAUGUUUUAUCCGUGUCUCUAGCCGCGAUCAUCCUGGCCAUCUACUACAGCCUCAUAUGGUCUCCAAACAAGUCAAACAGCACCCCUACCACCUCCACCCCCCCCACCACCGCGAGCAUCAACGGGACGGACAGCAACAGCACGCGGGCGACUCCGGUCCCCGUCAACGCCACCGGCACCAACGCGUCUCUAGAGCCGACGCACGCGUCCCUCUCCAAAGGCGCGCGCUCCCAACCUGCGGAUCUCUACACAUACGCGUCCGGCGACAUCUCACACACCCAGACUGCAGAGAAAACACAGCCUUCCCGGAGAGACCAGACCCUCGCCGGCGGAGACGCGCAGGGACGAGCGCGCCGCGCGACGUCGCUCGAGGACGACUCUAGACAAACUCAGUCAAAUGACCGGCACAUAAAGACCUAAGCGAGGGGUUAAGACUGUUGCUGGUUCACAGGCCGAGACGGACACCGAUGCAUAAAUACCAGAGGCUCCGAUAGUGUUUAACCCUUCAUAUAUAACCGAUUUUAUUUUGCCUUAAAACUCGGCAUCUCCUUGCAGUCGAUAGACUAUUUUGGGAGCGUGCACUUUAAAACUGCAUUGAAUUGUAUAAGAAGCAUUCAUCCGAGGUGAAAACUGACUGUUCAUUGUGCUCAAUACCUUGAUUUGAACAGCCAUGCUUUUUUUGGGGUGGGAAGGGGACAAGCUUUUAAAAUAACUACACUAAAGCUUGCAUGAAUUUCCACCAAACCUGUUAACCAGUUUGGUUUUGUUAGAGGAAAAUGUAUCGAUGCUCAGGUAUGUGCAAAUAUCCAUGUAAAUGUAUUGUUUAGUACUGUACAUACAUGCUCUGGAGACUUUUAGCAUCCCCAUACGAUCAUUUUUACGACAAAUGAUGUACCGUAGGUGUAGAAGACAUCACCGUAAUGGUAAAUAAACAACCUACAACUAUGAA
Molecule: messenger RNA, 1390 nt
Organism: Carassius carassius (crucian carp)
Lineage: Eukaryota; Metazoa; Chordata; Actinopteri; Cypriniformes; Cyprinidae
Product: putative transmembrane protein INAFM2
Exons: 1
Coding region: 223-861 (212 amino acids)
Source: RefSeq, a predicted model, not a curated record